AUGAAAUUGCUCGUGGUAGCCGCUGUCCUCGGUGUCUGCUUAGCAGACCGCCUUGACAACAAAUACCUCCCUCCCAGAGGAAACGCUGGUGCUGGCGGUUUCGGCCCUGGCUUCGGUGCUGCCGGUGCCCCUGGCUUUGGUAAAGCCGGUGGUGGUUUCGGUGGAGCUGGUGGCGCAGGAGGUUUCGGCGCUGGUGGUGCCGGUGGAUUUGGCGCUGGUGGUCGUGGAGCCGGUGGUGCUGGAGGCUACGGCGGCGCUGGUUCUGGUUUUGGUGGCGCAGGAGCAGGAGGUGCUGGAUCUGGAUUCGGUGGCACCCAAUACUCUGGAAACGCAUACAAUGCCGCUGCCGGUGGACAGUACAACGCUCGUGGUGGUAACUCCGCUGACGCCAACGCUCAGAUCCUCAAACUGAACAGCGAAGUGACUGCUGAAGGAUUCUCUUACGACUUCGAAACCUCAAACGGUAUCCGUGCUGACGCUCGUGGUGUUGCUACCAACGGAGUCCAGUCUCAGGGAAGCUUCGCGUACAAGGGUGAUGAUGGCCAGGACUACAGCAUCUCAUACACUGCUGAUGAGAACGGUUACCAGCCCCAGGGUGCUCAUCUGCCAACUCCUCCCCCGAUCCCAGAAGAGAUCCUGAAGUCUCUGGAGCAGAACGCCCGUGAUGAGGCUGCUGGCAUCGUUGAUGAUGGCACCUACCGCGGUGAAGGUGCGGGCGCUGGCAACGGAUACUCAUCUGGACCCGCUGGUGGUUACUCCGGCGCUGGUGCUGGUGGUGCUGGAUCUGGUUUCGGCGCUGGCGGUGCUGGUUCCGGUUUCGGUGGUGGUGCUGGCGGUUUCGGAGGAGCUGGUGCUGGCCGUGGUUCUGGAGCUGGUGGUUUUGGAGGUGCUGCGUCCCGUCAAUACCUCGCCCCCAACGCUGGAGGCCGUGGCUCCGGAUCAGGAAACUUUAACUCUCAGACUGGUUACCGAUACUAA
Molecule: messenger RNA, 978 nt
Organism: Spodoptera littoralis (African cotton leafworm)
Lineage: Eukaryota; Metazoa; Arthropoda; Insecta; Lepidoptera; Noctuidae
Source: the annotation of a GenBank genome assembly